Messenger RNA from Physeter macrocephalus (sperm whale), 403 nucleotides. RefSeq names its product putative E3 ubiquitin-protein ligase UNKL. The record is from RefSeq and is a predicted model, not a curated record. The coding region runs from base 27 to 290 and encodes 87 amino acids. The transcript is spliced from 3 exons. Gene Ontology annotation, molecular function: metal ion binding. Lineage: Eukaryota; Metazoa; Chordata; Mammalia; Artiodactyla; Physeteridae.
UCUAUAAGUCUACCAAGUGCAACGACAUGCGACAGACCGGGCACUGCCCUCGGGGCCCCUUCUGUGCUUUUGCGCACGUGGAGAAGAGUCUUGGAAUGGCCAGCGACUGGGGCUGCCGAGACCUCACCUCCACCAGUGGCCCCGUGGCCCCCAGCGGGCAGCCCGGACACGCAAAGCGGAGAGAUUCACCUGCUGAAGGCAGCCAGAAGGCCAGCGAGCAGGACAGUAAGCAGGUACUACCCGAGGCGAGAUUUGACAUUCUCUUUGCGACUAGACCGCUGCCUGUGUAGCCCGUCACUUACCCCUGACUCACGCCGUGACCUGGUUAACAUCCAUUUGUAAAACAGCUACAUUCUUAUAUUCUUCUUAAAGUCAUCUGUUCCAUGUGUCCUUUGUUUUAAUG